UCAAACUACACAUGCCUGCGGCAUGCCUGGUGUUGCAGCACGCUGCGGCGAGGUCACUUGCGAGUUUUGCUUCAUUAGAAAAUGUUCCCGGAGAACAAAAACAUUGAGAAACCCAACCCUCUGGCAAAUGCGGGAUUUUUUUCACAGCUUUUUGUAUGUUGGGUGAGUCCUUUGCUACACCUCGGACACAAGCACCGACUGAAGGAGCGUGACCUCUACACAAUUCUUCCUGAAGAUGAAUCGGAAGUACUGGGACAAGACCUCCAGAGGUUCUGGGAUCUUGAAGUUAAAAAGGCUACAAAACAACUACGCAAGCCCAAAUUGGCCAAAGUCCUUAUUAAAUGCUACGGGAAGUCCUACGCCGUCGCGGGAAUCUUUGCCUUUUCCUUGGAGGCCAUUAAAGUCAUCCAGCCACUUCUUCUCGGUAGAAUAAUAAUGUUCUUUGAGAAUUAUAAUGCAGAGGACCAGAGCAGUCUUUGCAUGGCCUACCUCUGCGCGGGUGCCAUGUGUCUCUCCACCUUUGGUUUGACGAUCCUCCAGCAUCUCUACUACUAUUUUGUCCAAAGAAUCGGAAUGAAGAUGAGGGUGGCCUUGUGUCAUGUAAUAUACUGCAAGGCUCUUCGUCUCAGCAGUCAAGCAAUGGGACAAACUACCACAGGCCAAAUUGUAAACCUCCUUUCAAAUGACAUCAACCGUUUCGAUGAGAUUACGCUGAAUCUGCACUACUUGUGGGUGGGACCGCUACAAGCAAUUGUGGUCAUCACUUUCCUCUGGUACGAGAUUGGUCCCUCAUGUCUCGCAGGGGUGGCUGUCCUCCUUCUCAUGUUGCCUGUGCAAACAUGGUUUGGAAAGCUUUUUGGAAUCUUCAGGAGCAAAACAGCGGUCCUAACCGACAGUCGAAUCCGCAUCAUGAACGAAGUGGUGUCUGGCAUCCGAAUCAUCAAGAUGUAUGCUUGGGAAGCCCCCUUCUCAGCUCUAGUCACAGAGUCCAGAAGAAAGGAAAUAAACCAGAUCAUGAAGAGCUCCUACCUGCGAGGACUCAAUAUGGCGUCGUUCUUCGCCAGCAGUAAGAUCGUGGUGUUUGUCACCUUUGUGGCGUACGUGCUGCUGGGCAACGGCAUCAGCGCCAGCCGAGUCUUCGUCACUGUUUCCCUGUACGGAACCAUCAAGCUCACCGUAACGCUGUUCUUCCCGCUGGCUGUGGAAAAACUGUCUGAGACCAUUGUCAGUAUUCACAGGAUCAAGAAUUUUCUCCUGCUGGAUGAAAUGAACAGACGGAAGUUGACACUGGAGGAAAAGAACCCAAACACCGUCGAGAUGACGAAGUUGACAUGCUACUGGGAUAAGCAUCUGGAUUCACCGUCUCUGCAGAACAUCUCCCUCACGGUGGAGUCGCAUCAGCUCCUGGCUGUGAUCGGACCAGUGGGGUCUGGGAAGUCUUCACUGCUAAGUGCCAUCUUGGGCGAGUUGUCCCACGACAAUGGAACCAUGACGGUGAGAGGUCGACUGAGCUACGCAUCCCAACAGCCUUGGGUUUUCCCGGGGACCAUUCGCAGUAACAUCCUGUUCGGGAGAAGCCUGGAUCCCAUGAAGUAUGAGCGCGUGCUGAAGGCCUGCGCUCUAAAGAAGGACCUGCAGCUGCUCCCGGAUGGAGACCUGAGCCUAAUUGGAGACAAGGGAGGCACCCUCAGCGGGGGCCAGAAGGCUCGCAUCAAUCUGGCCAGAGCGGUGUAUGAGGAAGCAGAUAUCUACCUAUUAGAUGAUCCUCUGAGUGCUGUGGAUGCCGAAGUUGGAAAAUAUCUCUUUGAAGCGUGCAUCUGUGGCCUGCUGAAGAACAAGUGUCGCAUCCUGGUUACUCACCAGCUUCACAAUCUGUGGACAGUUGAUCAGAUAGUGGUGAUCAGAGAGGGUCGUAUCAUGGCCAAGGGAACCUACAGCGAGUUGCAGAGCUCCGGCCUUGAUGUCGGCUUGCUGCUCAAAACCCAGGAAGAGCAGGAAUAUCCAUAUCUGUCAGCCAACUGUGACAAGGAGUCACUCUCGAGCAGGAGAACAAAUCACUCGAACAGUUCACUCUACGCGCACGGCACCCUCCUGCCACCGGAGGGCAGUGCCCCUGACCUGCUUCCUGUUGAGAGUGCACAUGCUGCUGAAGAGGAGUCUCGUGCUGAAGGAAAUGUCAGGCGGGAUGUUUAUGUCAAGUACUUUACCGCCCACUGUCACCCUCUGAUCUUAUUGGCUAUUCUGGUGCUCAGUGUCAUCGCUGAGGCUGCAUACAUUCUGCAGGACUGGUGGCUGGUCUUCUGGGCCAAAGAUGGGCUCAAUAACACCGACACAGUUGUGACUGUUGCAAAAAGCACCAAUGAGAGUGGCUUACACCAAGGCAACAUUCUGCCAUUUUAUCUCGGCAUUUAUUCUGGUUUGACUGCAGCCGCCGUGAUUUUGGGUUAUGCCAGGAGCUUAGUGAUCUUCCACGGGUUAGUGAGAUCCACUCAGACGUUGCACAACCGCAUGUUCAAGGCUGUCCUCCGCACCCCAGUCCACUUCUUUGACGUCAACCCCAUAGGAAGAAUCCUCAACCGCUUUUCCAAAGAUAUCAGCCAGAUGGACUCCAUGUUACCACUCACCUUUGUUGACUUCUAUCAACUUUUUUUGCAGAACUUGGGCGUUCUGGCUGUGGCAGCUUCCAUCAUCCCUCUCCUCCUGGUCUCCCUUGCCCCCCUGCUCUUCACCUUCCUCUACCUGCGGCGUUACUAUCUUUCCACGUCACGGGAUAUCAAACGUCUGGAGUCCACAACACGCAGUCCAGUCUUCUCCCAUCUUUCAUCAUCCCUCCAGGGUCUGUGCAGCAUUCGAGCACUCGGAGGAGAGGAGAGGUUGACAAAAGCCUUUGACUCACACCAGGACCGACACUCAGAAGCAUGGUUUCUCUUCCUGAUGACAUCCCGCUGGUUUGCCCUGCGACUGGACAGCAUCUGCUCCGUCUUCAUCACCAUAGCAACGUUUGGGUGCAUUUUACUCCGAGAUGGCUUGGAGGCCGGCGAAGUGGGCCUUGUGCUGACAUACGCUGUGACGCUGGUUGGAAACUUCCAGUGGACCGUGAGGCAAAGUGCAGAGUUAGAGAACAUGAUGACAUCAGUAGAGAGGGUGGUGGAGUACACUGAGUUAAAGAGUGAAGCCCGCUGGGUAACCCGCACGCGGCCUCCUCUCGAUUGGCCCAGCCGAGGCCAGGUUACCUUUGACCGGGUGCAUUUGUCGUAUAGCGUCGACAGCCCUCUUAUUCUCAAGGACAUCAACGCCAUCUUCUGCCCUAACGAGAAGGUGGGCGUUGUGGGUCGGACAGGAGCCGGGAAAAGCUCUUUGGUGGCGGCGCUCUUUCGCCUGGCGGAGCCACAAGGGAACAUCUACAUUGAUGGCGUGUUGACCUCUGAGUUGGGCUUGCACGACUUGCGACAAAAGAUGUCCAUCAUACCUCAGGACCCGGUGCUUUUUACUGAUACUGUGAGGAAGAACCUGGAUCCCUUUAACCAGCAUACAGAUGGUGACCUGUGGAAGGCUCUGGAGCAGGUCCAGCUAAAGUGCAUGGUGGAAGAACUUCCCACAAAGUUGGAGACGGUUCUGGCUGAGUGUGGCUGCAACUUCAGCGUAGGUCAGAGGCAGCUGGUGUGCCUGGCCAGAGCCAUCCUGAGGAAAAACCGUAUUCUCGUCAUUGACGAGGCCACCGCCAAUGUGGACCCCAGGACCGACGAGCUGAUCCAACUAACUAUCCGACGAGAGUUCAAGGACUGCACCGUGUUCACCAUUGCUCACCGACUCAACACCAUCAUCGACAGCGACCGCAUCUUGGUGCUGGAUGAGGGUAGAAUACAAGAGUUGGAUCGCCCUUUUCAACUUCUUCAGAACAAAGAUGGUGCUCUGUACAGGUUGGUACAGCAGUUGGGCCCAGCUGAGGCUGAAGCUUUGUUGGAGGCAGCUAAACAGGCAACAAAGACGACCUGACUGGGCAAAGCUGAGGGAACAGCAAUCAGUCAAAAUUGCUGAUGCAAGCAGAAACACUGAAUGAAGUUUGUUGGGGUUUAAGGACAUUCAAGAGGUGAUCUUUAAAAUCCAGAGGGUCUCUUUUUUUUUUUAGGUGAAAAUGUUUGAAAAUGUCACUUUGGGGUCAAUUUCUCUGUUAUAUUACGUAGCUUGUUCCAAGGUUUGAACAAAUAUCACUCGAUCUAGAUAAAUGGAACAGAUGUUUAAAGGACAAUCACAACAGCAAGAAAUAAUAAUCAUUAGCUCUUAAAUUGUGUUAAACAAACCUUGUUUGAUACAUGUUGAUUGAUCGAUUGUAUCUAAAGUGCAUAAAACCUGGUGCACUGGUUUAGCUUGCACUUGUACUUAAAAUGAAGACAAGCCUUGCUGUCAAGCUCUGCAUUUUCCUUUACAAUCUGCAACAUGUAAGAGCUGUCCAUGACCUGGACUACUGAGAAUCUACACUGAAAUAUCACCUUGAACCUUUGGAAGGACCCCCAGUGUGAAAAAUGUCAGGGAACCGUGCAGACAAGAAACCACAGAUGAGAUGCGAACCGAACAGACUAAUAUCUUACCUAACAAGUCCUCAAAGCAGUGAAUAAACGUCACUGUUGGCACACUUACAGCAACUGAGGUGGAGAAGAGAUACUACUCCAACAAGAAGAGUGAGCAGCGAAAAGCAUGAACACUCCCAGCGGUAGGCCCUAAUCAACUGUGAUGACAAUCACAGUCCCAGAACAAGAUGACUUCCUUGCAGUAAACCAAAGAAACGACACAUAAAGAACAUUUCUAUUGCUUGGAUUAAUGGCACAGAGCUGAUUACCCAAAUGUAUUGCAACCAAAUAUUUGAUACCGUCCAUACCUUUGAGGAAAGGCCGAUGAUGGAGAUUUGACUCCCAGUCCAUCCCAAGUCAGUGACUUUCUGCCACCGGAACUACCCUGGCAAUUUAUUGUUUACAAACCUUCUGUUGGUCAAACCAUUAACUUCCGCGUCUCAUUCCUUUUCUAUUUUUUUUGGGGGGGGUAUUAAAUGGGUGUCAGUUUUUGAAAUGGCCAAACUUUUGAUGAAUUUCUUUGAAACCAACCUCCAUCUCAAAACUGACCAAUUGCUUAAUUGUCUGGAUUGGCAGUCGUUCAUGUCAACUCAAUGCAUUGAUGGUGACUGGUAUAGAUGACUGACUGUUGGUGGGGGGAGGUCCCUGGUAGCAUUCCUCCCUGCAGUAGCAACAACACACAUAGUUUGAGGUUACCGGCUCAUAGACUUUAAGGCAGAUUUGCUAACCACAUACUUCACCACAGCACAUACGUCAACCACGCCAGGAAAUUUGCAGACAGUCCCUCACCUGACAAAAAUCCAACGUCAUGUGGACUGUAGCCACCAUACGGAAGACAAAUAUUGACA
Messenger RNA from Syngnathus acus (greater pipefish), 5416 nucleotides. RefSeq names its product multidrug resistance-associated protein 4-like. The coding region runs from base 82 to 3996 and encodes 1304 amino acids. Gene Ontology annotation, molecular function: ABC-type transporter activity; ATP hydrolysis activity; ATP binding. Gene Ontology annotation, cellular component: plasma membrane. The transcript is spliced from 31 exons. NCBI's taxonomy places the organism in Eukaryota, Metazoa, Chordata, Actinopteri, Syngnathiformes, Syngnathidae. The record is from RefSeq and is a predicted model, not a curated record. Gene Ontology annotation, biological process: transmembrane transport.